Messenger RNA from Ricinus communis (castor bean), 1818 nucleotides. RefSeq names its product transcription factor MYB56. Gene Ontology annotation, biological process: regulation of DNA-templated transcription. Bases 431 to 1510 code for a protein of 359 amino acids. The record is from RefSeq and is a predicted model, not a curated record. NCBI's taxonomy places the organism in Eukaryota, Viridiplantae, Streptophyta, Magnoliopsida, Malpighiales, Euphorbiaceae. Gene Ontology annotation, cellular component: nucleus. Gene Ontology annotation, molecular function: DNA-binding transcription factor activity, RNA polymerase II-specific; RNA polymerase II cis-regulatory region sequence-specific DNA binding. The transcript has 2 exons.
AAUUUGAAAUCUAAAGAUAAAGAACUGCAUGGCUGAAAUUAAUAUUUGAUAUUGAUUUUCUAAUUUAGUGUAGUACCAUAGCUUAAGAUUGUGAGAUAGACAUGGAGAUCAAAGAAGAGAGAAAAAAGAAAAGAAAAAGGAAAACGGUGAAAAAUAAGUUGAUGUGUGUGGCAAUGGCAAUGGCAUAUAACAAGAACAAGAAAGGUCAGUGUUUGUACAGUGGUUUCAUACAAAAAUAUAUAUAAGGGAAGGGCUAAAUGUGUCGUGUAAAACCAACAAAAGUGACUUGCCAUCGACAACUAAACCAACCCCACUUUCUUAUUCUGUUUCUUAUGCUCCUUAUAUAUCUUGUUGUAGACUUAUCUCAGGUGUGUUUGAUGUUAAAAGAAUUAUUCAAAGCCAACAACAAAAGUCUUGUUGGCUAUCAUCAAUGGAGGCAGAUGCCAACUCAAGUGAUGAUCUACUAAAGACGAGGACUGCAGCAUCCUCAACUACUUGUCCUAGAGGUCACUGGCGACCUGCUGAAGAUGAGAAACUCAGGCAACUUGUUGAACAAUAUGGUGCCCAGAACUGGAACUCUAUUGCAGAGAAGCUACAAGGAAGAUCAGGAAAGAGUUGCAGAUUGAGGUGGUUUAAUCAACUCGAUCCAAGAAUCAACAGGAGACCAUUUUCAGAAGAAGAAGAAGAGAGACUACUUGCAGCUCAUCGUACUCAUGGAAACAAAUGGGCUCUAAUAGCAAGAUUAUUUCCAGGUAGAACUGAUAAUGCCGUGAAGAAUCACUGGCAUGUAAUAAUGGCAAGAAAACAAAGAGAGCACUCCAAGAUUAGUGGCAAGAGAAGUUAUCAAGAAGGUGGCCUAAGUGACUCCAACACUAUCACUACCACUAAUGAUUUUCAUCUAAGAAAAUCAAGAUCUCAAGAUUUAUUUGUUAGUUCAUCUUCAAGAAUUGGAUUUGAAAAUAGCACUGCUAGAUUCUUGGAAUUUCGAGACCUCAAUACAGAUAGGUUACUCUCAGUUGUCUCUUCCUCCAGUACUUCUUCACCUAAUUUUUGGACAUUUGCAUCAUCAACCAAAACAGCACCUUUUAACAAGAAUAACGCAUCUUCAGCUGAUCAUUUAUCAACAGAAGAAGGAAGAGAUAAUUAUUUCAACACUUAUAGUUUUUGCACUACAGAUCAAAGCUCUAAAUUUUCAGAUCAAUCUAUUUAUAAUAGAUGCUAUCCAAAUUCUUCUUCAGUUUACGGAAACUAUAAGAACCCGGCUGUAUUUGGACUGCCAAAUUACAGAAGGGUUAUUCCAAGUCCUUUUGGGUGUCUCAAAAUUGGAGAUCAUGACUUUGAAAACCAUGGAACCAUCAAGAAAGAUGUACUGAAGAAUUUUUGCGAGAAUUCAUCCACAUUGAUCACGAAUAUGAGUAACCAGGAAGAACAAGGAGGAGAUCAUCAUGAAUCUAUCAGACAAAAGGAGGUUCCAUUCAUAGAUUUUCUUGGUGUGGGUAUAUCUUCUUGAUCACUGACAAAAGCAAGACUUGUUUUUUCCCUUUUUUUUAAUUAUAUAUAUAUAUAUAUAUGUUAGUUUUAGCUUCACUCUUGUUUCACCUUGUGAAAAUUUGUUGAUGGCAUGCAAAUGAAGUAGGAGUAGUUCAGCUGUCAUAGUAAUCAUACUUAACAAUAAUUAUUCCUUCUGAUAUAUAAUCUUUUUGCAUAAUCUUCAUAUAUUUUGACUGAAUUAAACAAUGAUUCAUACAUUCUACGUUAGAGAUCUGAAGCUAUGUAUAUGUUGUAAUAUUUUGCCCUUUUAGAUCAUUUGAAGCUUUA